UUGCCCUAAUUAUUUCCCGCCAACAGAACGCACAAAUCGGACUGGCAUUGUAGCGUGGCUCGGUCGCCUAGGGUUUUCUACCUUCUUUGCAGUUAGUGUCCCUGAUUUAGCUACUCACCGUUUUUCGGGCAGCUUUUCCAAGCUUUAUCCAUGGAAACCGACGAGUCCCCGCGCGUGCUUCCUUUCCAGCUUCAAUUCGAUAAGCCGGUCGCUUCUCAGAUAAAAAUUGCGGAGUGGAAUCCGGAGAAGGAUUUGCUGGCCAUGGUCACGGAGGACUCAAAGAUUUUGCUGCAUCGUUUCAAUUGGCAGAGAUUGUGGACGAUUUCUCCUGGAAGGUGCAUAACAUCCUUAUGUUGGAGACCAGACGGCAAGGCAAUAGCUGUUGGGCUUGAAGAUGGAGCAGUCACACUGCAUGAUGUUGAAAAUGGAAGGUUGUUGAGAAGUUUAAAGUCCCAUACUGCUGCUGUUUUGUGUCUUAACUGGGAGGAGGAUAAUCAUCUUAUUAAAGAUGGCAAUGGUAACUUAUCUGCAUAUGAAGAUCGUACUUCAUGUUUCUUUCCUCCUGCUCCAACGGUUCCUCGAAUGCCUGGAGUGGUAUCUGGAGAUGCUAGCUUCGUGGAUGACAAUGAAGAUUCAUUUCGAGAAUUUUCAAAUUCUUCACAACAACGCUUUAACAUCUUGUGUAGUGGAGACAAGGAUGGAAUCAUUUGCUUUAGCAUAUUUGGCAUUUUUCCAAUCGGCAAAAUUAACAUACACAAGUUCAGUUUUCCUACUCUUGUGGAUAUUCAAGCUACUUACCGACUUGUUAAUGCUUCCAUUUACAAGGUUGCUUUAUCAAAAGAUCUUUGUCAUUUGAUAGUCAUGUGCUCUGGAGAACUUUUUGAAGAUACCAAUGAAUCACGAAAUGGAAAAUUGGUUGGACAUGGUACGAAUGGCUUGCAUUGCUUCGUCCUUGAUACUUCUAUAUUUUGGAAGAGGAAAAAUGAGCUUCAUCAGGUGGCUCAACAAGCAUCUAAUAUUGAGGAUUUGACUGAGGUUAUCCGUGCAUCACUAUCAGUAAUGUGUAAGCAGUGGUCUGAUGCCAUGCACCAUUUUCAUGAGAAGUUUGAUUCUUUGUCUACACUGAUUAUAGACCAUGGACUUGACUCAUCUCCCCAAGAGGAGUUUCUUAGCCUUUUAGGUGGUGCACGGACUAGUCCAGCAGUUCAUCAAUUUCUAGUUAAUUCUCUUGGUGAAGUGGGUGUCAAGCGUGUGUCGAAGGUUGUUUGUGGUGCUGGAAAAGAACUUCAGCUCAUUGUCCUUGAUCAUCUACAGCCUGCUGCCGAAAUAAUUGGAUUCAGGAUGGGAGAGUUGAGGGGCCUUUCAAGGUGGCGUGCACGCUAUAAGGGUGUUGGUUUGGAUGAGACACUCAUCAAUGAUGCAACAGAAAAAGCGGGUAUGUUACUUGUACAAGUCGAACGGUUUAUCAGAGUGCUUUCAUCUGUGGUGCAGCAGUUUUCAAAUUUCUUCAACUGGCUUUUAAAAUGUAUAAAGCUACUAAUGUCGGAACCCAGUGAUCAGCUUCUACCGUAUGAUAGUGAACUUCUUGUAAUAUUUUUGAGGUUUUUAUAUGAUCAAGAUCCUGUCAAACAGUUACUGGAACUAUCUGAAGUUGACGGUGAUAUUGAAAUUGAAUUGGAAACAAUGCAAAGAGUUAAGGAAUUAGUUAAUUUUGGGGGAUUUUUGGAUUGCGAAUAUCUGCGAAGGACGCUAGCUAAAGAAUUUCAGCUGAUGGAGUCUAGUUUUAGUGAAGCUUUUCAGAUGCCCCACUGUACAAUAUCCGAAAAGAUACUUUGCGAGAAUCUGUUGCCACUGUUCCCUCUUCCAUCUUUGCCGGCACCUACUUCUUUCCCUGUCCCUGCAUCAAUAUCAUACUAUGAGGAUGCCUCCCAUGCCACCUCAUCUUAUCAGACUUGUGAAAAUAGGUGUAUUGAUUAUAUAUCUUUCCAAAUACCUGAUGAGUCUUUCCCGGAGAUUGCGAAUUGUAUAGGCAUAGCAAGAGGGUUUAUGAAUCACUUGAUGAAUGUCAAGAAGGGUUAUACUUCAUUGGAAAUUGUAUUGCUGUGCGUUCCUGGUGGUUAUCAGUGUGUGGAUCUUUCCUUAUAUAAGGAAAGUCAAUUUGUUUUGUUAUUAAAUGAAACUAAUACCUCUUCUGAAAGCUCUGGAGAUGCCUGUAUGAUGAUUGUACAAGCAAGUGACCUUCCAUUUGUAUCUAUCUCACAAUCUACUAGUCUAGACUAUUGGAUGUUGCACCAACUAAAGGACUCUGUUGUCUACCUACAAAUGGAGAAUGAAAAGGUUCGCAGUAUCCCUCACCCUGUAAUCGCUCCCUUGGCAGUUAGCACAUCCCGAGGUGUUGCUUGUGUUUUUGCUGCAAGAAAACGUGCCUUGGUCUACAUCCUGGAGGAAGAUGAAGAUGAGGUCUCAGAUGCAGAAUAACGACCUGAUGUGUCUUUUGUUUGAUAUUUUUUAUAAUUAUUUUUUACUGUACUUUAAAACAAAAACAACGUUGAAUGGAUUUAAUUA
This is a messenger RNA of Juglans microcarpa x Juglans regia, 2565 nucleotides long. Its product is annotated as anaphase-promoting complex subunit 4. Gene Ontology annotation, cellular component: anaphase-promoting complex; nuclear periphery. The record is from RefSeq and is a predicted model, not a curated record. Gene Ontology annotation, biological process: anaphase-promoting complex-dependent catabolic process; protein K11-linked ubiquitination; positive regulation of mitotic metaphase/anaphase transition. The transcript has 19 exons. Gene Ontology annotation, molecular function: protein binding. NCBI's taxonomy places the organism in Eukaryota, Viridiplantae, Streptophyta, Magnoliopsida, Fagales, Juglandaceae. The coding region runs from base 151 to 2478 and encodes 775 amino acids.